CCUAGACAUUUCCCGAAAAUUUCUUCCCCCUUCCCUCUCUCAAGAAGAAAGAAAACAAGGAAAUUUUAAAUUUAAUAAUAAAUUUAUUUCCAACCUGUUUGUUUACUCCACUCAGAUUUUUCAGGUCCGUCAAUAAGAUUUUGCUGUGCAUGAAGAAGUUUCUUAAAUUUUUUACUGUUUCAGAGCUGAUCCUUGUUCUUUUUUAGAGGUGGGAUCAUUAGGAAAGCUAUACUUAUGAAUUAUCCACCAGAGAAGUUUGUGAGGUUCCAGGACUGGAAUUCAGAGAAAAGCGCUGAAGGACAUUAUUCAGAUAAUAAUGGGAUAAAUUCGAGGAAAAUUAGAUUUGCAAUAAAUUCAUUUUCAGAAAAGAUUCAAAGAGGGAUUGAAUCUGGUUCUGAAAGGAUUAAAGGGAUUAGAAGGUCAUUUAGAUCUUGUUCACUUAACCAUGUUGUUGCUAAAGGCUUUGGUUCUAGUAAGAAAGUUCUUGAUCCUCAAGGGCCAUUCCUUAAAAGGUGGAACAAGAUAUUUGUAUUAUCAUGUAUCAUAGCGGUCUCAAUUGAUCCUUUGUUCUUUUACGUCCUAGUGAUUAAUGAUGAUAAGAAGUGCCUUUCUUUGGAUGGGAAGAUGGAGAUCACAGCCAGUGUGCUGCGUUCAUUCACAGAUAUCUUUUACAUGAUCCAUAUUAUUUUUCAGUUUCGUACUGGUUUCAUUGCACCUUCUUCUCGUGUAUUUGGAAGAGGUGUUUUAGUUGAAGAUUCGUGGGCAAUAGCAAAGAGGUAUCUGAAAUCAUACUUUGUAAUCGACAUUCUAGCAGUUCUUCCCCUGCCACAGGUGGUGAUUUUAAUAAUCAUACCACAAAUGAGAGGUUUGAAGUCAUUGAAUAUGAAGAACUUGUUGACAUUUGUUGUUCUCUUCCAAUAUCUGCCAAGAGUUUUUCGAAUAUAUCCAUUGUAUAAGGAAAUUACUAGGAUUUCUGGCAUACUAACUGAAACUGCCUGGGCUGGAGCUGCAUUCAAUCUGUUUCUUUACAUGCUAGCAAGCCAUGUUUUUGGGGCUUUUUGGUACUUGUUUUCCAUUGAAAGGGAAUACACAUGCUGGAAAGACGCAUGUAGAAAUAAUACUGGAUGCAACCCCCAGUCACUUUACUGUGAUGGUGAUUCUUCUUUUAGUACGUUUCUAAAUCAAUCAUGCCCUAUACAAACACCCAACACAACGCUUUUCAAUUUUGGAAUAUUCCUUGAUGCCCUUCAAUCUGGUGUUGUGGAGUCAAAAGAUUUUCCAGAGAAGUUUUUUUACUGUUUCUGGUGGGGCCUGCAAAACCUAAGUUCUCUGGGUCAGAGCCUUGAAACUAGUACCUAUGUCUUCGAAAUCUGCUUUGCAGUUUUCAUUUCGAUCUCGGGCUUGGUUUUGUUUUCAUUUCUCAUUGGAAAUAUGCAGACAUAUUUGCAAUCCACAACUACCAGAUUGGAGGAGAUGAGAGUGAAAAGACGUGAUGCAGAACAAUGGAUGUCCCACCGCUUACUACCAGAAAAUCUGAGGGAACGGAUCAGAAGAUAUGAGCAAUACAAGUGGCAAGAAACUAGAGGAGUUGAUGAGGAGAAUUUACUUUGUAACCUCCCCAAGGACCUAAGAAGGGAUAUAAAGCAACACCUUUGCUUGGCUCUGCUCAUGAGAGUGCCAAUGUUUGAAAAAAUGGAUGAACAAUUAUUGGAUGCAAUGUGUGACCGUCUCAAGCCAGUUCUCUAUACAGAGGAGAGCUACAUUGUUCGGGAGGGAGACCCGGUUGAUGAGAUGCUUUUCAUCAUGCGGGGCAAACUACUGACCGUGACAACAAAUGGUGGAAGAACUGGCUUCUUUAAUUCUGAAUAUCUGGGGGCAGGAGACUUCUGUGGAGAGGAACUUCUCACAUGGGCACUAGAUCCCCAUUCUUCGUCGAACCUCCCUAUCUCAACUAGAACUGUCCGAGCCCUUACAGAAGUCGAAGCUUUUGCUCUGAUGGCUGAUGACUUGAAGUUUGUUGCUUCUCAGUUCCGCCGGCUUCAUAGUAAGCAGCUGCGCCACACUUUUAGGUUCUACUCACAGCAGUGGAGGACUUGGGCAGCUUGUUUUAUACAAGCUGCCUGGCGCCGCUACAGCAAAAAGAAGCUGGAAGAAUCUCUUAGAGAAGAGGAAAAUAGAUUGCAAGAUGCUUUAGCCAAUGCUGGUGGGAGUUCACCAAGUCUGGGUGCCACUAUUUAUGCCUCACGGUUUGCUGCCAAUGCGCUUUGUGCUUUACGGCAAAACCGUACUCGUAAAGCAAGAGUACCUGAGAGGGUGCCACCUAUUCUGCUCCAAAAGCCAGCAGAGCCUGAUUUUACUGCGGAAGAACAAUAGGGAGGUAGGUUUUUUUUUGGGGGGGGUAACUUUACGCAUGUUGGCAUGAAGAGGUUGUUGUGUUUGGAACAGAUUAGGAAAUCUCAUCCCUCUCGAAACAGGGAAUAUAACUUAGUAGAAAGCUGCCGUUUAUUGAGGAUGACGUCUGUAUAUGAUGUAAAUGUAAAUCUUCAAAUUUUCUUUGUUUUGUUCCUCAGUUUUCAUGAAUUACCAAUUUUUUUUUUUUUUUGUGCUGUCAUUAUAUGUAUAAGUUUUCAGUGUAACAAAUUCAAGAGUUUUGCAAAAGGAAGCUGCGUGGUGAAAUGGAGAACAAAGUCUUACAGAGUAAAGUAAGGUUGAAAGAAGGGCUCCCGGUUUUUUCUUUUUAAAUUUCUACCUUAAUUAUUUAGAUAUAGCUGGUUGGAUUUGGCUUGAACAUCUGAAGAGUUAUCUGGUUAAAGAUGCCAGAUGGACCACACUCACUCAGCCAAAUUGCUAUAAUAUUCGCUGUGACGAACUAUGGAUGGCUCCUCAACACACCCUCCCAUUUUCUGAGUGUGAUGUUGGAGGCAUCUUUUUCUCGACCUGUCCGAUGAUAAAGAAUUUUAGCUUUUUCCUCUCCACUUGAAGUAAGUUGAAUGUAAAUGCAAUUGAUGAAAUAUAAUGUGAAAUGGACAUUUUUUUUUCAUUCAUUCGGGAUCUCUCAUAAUUAUACAAUUGAUUAAAAUUUUUGGUGUAUGCUCUAUAAAGCUUGAACCUUCUUGAGGG
Messenger RNA from Durio zibethinus, 3120 nucleotides. Its product is annotated as cyclic nucleotide-gated ion channel 1-like. Lineage: Eukaryota; Viridiplantae; Streptophyta; Magnoliopsida; Malvales; Malvaceae. Gene Ontology annotation, cellular component: membrane. Gene Ontology annotation, molecular function: monoatomic ion channel activity. Gene Ontology annotation, biological process: monoatomic ion transport; transmembrane transport. The record is from RefSeq and is a predicted model, not a curated record.